This is a messenger RNA of Nematolebias whitei (Rio pearlfish), 1381 nucleotides long. RefSeq names its product splA/ryanodine receptor domain and SOCS box containing 3b (gene spsb3b). The transcript is spliced from 7 exons. The record is from RefSeq and is a predicted model, not a curated record. Gene Ontology annotation, molecular function: protein binding. Gene Ontology annotation, cellular component: SCF ubiquitin ligase complex. Gene Ontology annotation, biological process: proteasome-mediated ubiquitin-dependent protein catabolic process. Lineage: Eukaryota; Metazoa; Chordata; Actinopteri; Cyprinodontiformes; Rivulidae. The coding region runs from base 51 to 1325 and encodes 424 amino acids.
GGGACAGAGUGCACACAUUGCAGCUGUCGCACGCACGGACACCAAGGCAAAUGAGGCACUGCAAGACAGUGUACAGGAAGACCAGAGUAAGAGCUGCCAUGCUGAGACGAGGCAGAAGCAGCAGAGCUCGACAUUUGGCCUGGAGUGACACUCGGCAGGAGACAGAUGUCAUGGCUGACAGCGACGAGCAGGAGAGCCAAACAGCCAUACAGAUCAGUGAUUUGGAUUCAGAAGUGGAUUACUCGGACAGACCGGCGAGCGUCUCAGAGGUGGUGCCUCUGCCCAGCUCGCCACCAGUGACAGGGGAGUCCUUCUGCCUCUGUGAGCCGCAGGACGAGGCCGGCCAAGGUUUCGGGGUUCCCAGCGACUGUGUGUGUGGGGAGGAGGACCAGGGGUUUCACUGGGUGUGGGAUGAGGGCUGUAAGUCAUCCGGAGCUUACCUCAGCUGUGACAGCAGGAAGGUGAGCUUUCACUCGGACUACAGCUGCGGCACGGCGGCCAUCCGCGGCACCAAGGAGCUGUCAGAUGGUCAGCACUACUGGGAGGUGAAGAUGACCUCUCCGGUCUAUGGAACGGACAUGAUGGUGGGGAUUGGAACCUCUGAGGUGAACCUGGAGAUGUUCAAAUACAGCUUUGGCAGUCUGCUCGGUCACGAUGAAGACAGUUGGGGCCUUUCCUACACGGGUCUGCUCCAACACAAAGGAGACAAAGUGAAGUUCUCUUCUCGGUUCAGUCAGGGCUCAAUCAUAGGAGUGCACCUGGACACGUGGCACGGCACCCUGACUUUCUACAAGAAUCGGCACUGCAUAGGUGUCGCUGCCACCAGGCUGCAGAACAAGAAGUUCUACCCCAUGGUGUGCUCCACCGCAGCGAAGAGCAGCAUGAAGGUGAUCCGUGCCUGCUACACACCCACCUCCCUGCAGUACCUUUGCUGUGCUCGGCUGCGCCAAACGUUGCCCCACUGUCCAGAUGUAGUUACCGCCCUGCAGCUGCCCCCGGGCCUGCGCCUCCUCCUCCACAACCAUCUGGGCUGGAUCUUCACCCUCAGCAGCGGCUCCGACUCUUCAGAGGAGGAGGCGUAUUUCUCCGACUCCUGCCAGCAGGAUGUCGACGAGCAGACCGGCGUGCCUUCCAGCCCCGUCUCCACCCUGAGUGCCUGCACCUCCCUCAGCCCCGACACCGCCCCGUACGACCGCCCCUGCCCCACGUCUCAUCAGACUCACUCUGCGGCUUGCCACUGUCCUCCAACUCCGCCGAGCAGCGACUACGACAGCUGCUGCUCCGAGCCCGAGGACUAUCAGUGCAAGAGAUGUCGCUGGACAUGACGAGGUGGUUCCAGGUCCGGUCCAAAGCUUUUCUACCACCGCCAUCCAUGUUCACU